GAAAAGAUAGUUGAUUAUUCAAUCAUCAACUGAGUUCAUGUUCCAACCUCAAAACUUGCCUGAAACAUGAAAAGGGAGGGAGGGAGGGAAUGGGAGAGGGAGAGAGGUGUAUAAAUCUUGCGAACUGUGGGAUGGCAUAUUGGAGCAAUAUUUUGUUUUGGGGGGAAUUUGAUGAAAAUCUUGGGAUGGCAGUGGAGGGCUAAGAUGAGCCUACACAGCCAUGGAUGAAGUACCUGGCUCGGUGGGGACCAGUGCUAGCUUCUCUUUGAGAUUGGGCCAGACCAUAUUCUCUUCUGCUUCUCUUCUUUUCAUGUCUUUGGGGGUUGAGUUCUAUAGCUACACAGCUUUCUGCUAUUUGGUUACAAUCAUGGGUUUGGUUAUUCCUUGGAGUUUCACUUUGGCACUGGUGGAUGGAUACUCUGUCCUGGUUAAAUGCCCUCUCCGCCAGCCAGGAAUACUGCUGAUCAUUGUCCUAGGAGAUUGGGUCUUAUCAAUUCUCACACUUGCUGCAGCUUCCUCAACACUUGGUGUGGUCGACGUCCUGCUCAAAUCUGAUGCCUCCUACUACCCUAUAAAGUUUUGCAGUAGAUAUCAGAUAUCCGCAGCUAUGGCCUUCUUGUCCUGGUUUCUGUCUUUUGGUUCAUUUCUUUUCAAUCUUUGGUUGCUCCCCACAUUGUGAUCCUCACCUGUUGUUCAAUGUCAAAAUUCAAUAUUAUUCUUAGUGUAAA
Messenger RNA from Vitis vinifera (wine grape), 728 nucleotides. Its product is annotated as CASP-like protein 5C1. Bases 221 to 679 code for a protein of 152 amino acids. NCBI's taxonomy places the organism in Eukaryota, Viridiplantae, Streptophyta, Magnoliopsida, Vitales, Vitaceae. Gene Ontology annotation, cellular component: membrane. The record is from RefSeq and is a predicted model, not a curated record. The transcript has 3 exons.